Cottoperca gobio is the source of this 1164-nucleotide messenger RNA. RefSeq lists its product as uncharacterized. The transcript has 6 exons. The coding region runs from base 14 to 1030 and encodes 338 amino acids. NCBI's taxonomy places the organism in Eukaryota, Metazoa, Chordata, Actinopteri, Perciformes, Bovichtidae. The record is from RefSeq and is a predicted model, not a curated record. Gene Ontology annotation, biological process: response to bacterium.
AGCAUAUGACAAGAUGACAUCUCCAAAGUUUGUCUUCUAUCUGAUGUGUUUGUUCUUGGGGAAAAUGGCUCAGAUGAUUGAUGAGAAAUCAUCCUCAUCUGUUCAUCAAGAGAGACGUUUUGUAUCAGCUUACGCUGGAGAAAAUGUGACUUUGCGAUGCAUCUAUAAAGAUCUUUCAUCGUGGCUUUACUGGUACAAACAUACUCUGGGACAGAAACCAAGGCUCAUCUCUUCCACCUAUGUGUACCAUACAAGUCCAACUUUUUAUCAUGAAUUCAAGAAUAAUUCACGCUUCACAUUGGAUACCGGAAAUAAUACAACUCACGUAACAAUUUUUGAUUUGUACAUCUCAGACUCAGCUACGUACUACUGCGCAGUUGGCUCUAAAUUUGUCUUGAAUUUUGCGGAGGGAACUACUGUCAAUAUAAAAGGUUCAGGUUUGAACAUCCCAGCUUUGGUCCAUCGGUCAUCUGACACCAUCCAGACAGGAGACUCUGUGACUCUGAACUGUACAGUACACACUGGCAGCUGUGAUGGAGAACACAGUGUUUACUGGUUCAAAAACUCUGAAGAAUCUCAUCCAGGACUCAUUUACACCCAUGGAGGCAGGAAUGAUCAGUGUGAGAGGAAACCCAACAAACAAACACACACCUGUUUCUACAACCUGCCAAUGAAGAGCCUGACUCUUUCUCAUGCUGGAACCUACGAAUGUGCUGUUGCUUCAUGCGGACACAUACUGUUCGGAAACAGGACCAAGCUGGACUUUGAAGAUGAGGUUGACUCUCUUGUGUAUUUCUUGAGUGGAGCUUUGGCACUCACCACCAUCCUGGUUGUUUUACUGGCUUUCUCAGUGCACAAGAUGAUAAAUAGAACCAACUGCCAAUGUACAGAGUCUCCAGCAAGAUUAUCAACUCCCUCCACAGCACAUGCAGAGGGUUACCGGAACGCAGACAGCCUUCAUUAUGCUGCUUUAAGUGUCAACCUGCCCAACAGAUCAAGAAGACACAGGAACAUCACCAAUGAUGAAUAAACAUUAUAGGGUCUACUACCAUCUACACCGAAAUCUGAAGAUAUCCUGUAUGCUCUGGUUGCUGCCAACACCCAAAACCACUUGAUGUCAUUAACCACUCUCGACAGGGAUCGCAUCUCAAUCUCUAGUUGACU